Prorocentrum cordatum is the source of this 396-nucleotide messenger RNA. Lineage: Eukaryota; Dinophyceae; Prorocentrales; Prorocentraceae. The record is from the annotation of a GenBank genome assembly.
AUGGCCCGCGGGCGAUCGGUGGCGCUGCCCUGCGCCGUGGUCGUGCUUAUCAUGUGCGCCACCCUCCACCAGGCGUUCGCCGGGCUCCCUGGGAGGGCCGACUUCUCCAAGGUCGCUCUCCGCGCGGAGCCAGUUUCGGCGGCUGUGGCGGCGGCCGCCGCCACGGCGGCGGCGAAGACCGCGGCGGCAGCCGGCGCCGCGAAGGCGGCCGCGGGUGCAGCAGCCGCCGGCGGCGCAAAGGCCGCAGCGGCAGGGGCGGCAGGCGCCACGGGCGCCAAGGCCGCUGGCCUCGGCGCCGUCGCCUCCGCCGGGCCGCGGGAGCCUGCGCUUCAGCGCGUGCCGGUUCGGCCCGAUGAUGGCGCGGAGCCGUCAGCAGCCGCGGCGUCGGACUCCUGA